GACCACUUGAAAGUCUGCUCGCACGGCUACACAUGCUGCUCUCAAGAAAUGGAGGAGAAGUACAGUCAGCAGAGUAAACAUGACUUCAGAAAUGCCGUCGUAGAGCUUAGCAAUCACCUACAAACCAUGUUUAGUUCCCGAUACAAGAAGUUUGAUGAGUUCUUCAAAGAACUUCUUGAAAAUGCUGAGAAGUCACUGAAUGACAUGUUUGUGCGGACGUACGGCCGUUUAUAUAUGCAGAACUCUGAGCUUUUCAAAGACCUCUUCGUGGAGCUGAAGCGGUACUACGUGGGUGGCAACGUCAACCUGGAGGAGAUGCUCAAUGAGUUCUGGGCGCGCUUGCUGGAGCGCAUGUUCCGGCUGGUCAACCCCCAGUACCACUUCACGGAUGAGUACCUUGAGUGCGUCAGCAAGUACACUGAGCAGCUGAAGCCCUUCGGGGACGUGCCGCGGAAGCUCAAGCUACAAGUGACACGAGCGUUCGUGGCUGCCCGCACCUUUGCACAGGGCCUUGCUGUUGCAAGAGACGUCGUGAGCAAAGUGUCCGCGGUGAACCCCACGCCGCAGGGUACACGAGCACUGCUGAAAAUGAUGUACUGCCCGUACUGCCGAGGUCUGGUAUCGGUGAAGCCGUGUUACAACUACUGCUUUAACGUCAUGAGAGGCUGCUUAGCCAACCAAGGGGACUUGGACACCGAGUGGAAUAUCUUUAUGGAUUCAAUGCUGCUGGUAGCAGAGAGGCUGGAAGGUCCCUUCAACAUCGAGUCAGUCAUGGACCCCAUUGAUGUGAAAAUUUCAGAUGCAAUCAUGAACAUGCAGGAGAAUAGCAUGCAGGUGUCUCAGAAGGUUUUCCAGGGGUGUGGCCAGCCAAAAACGCUUGCCCAGGGCCGGACAGCUCGCUCUGUUUCUGAAAGUGGUUUCAGCGCUCGUUUCAGACCCUACAACCCAGAGGAGCGGCCGACUACAGCUGCCGGCACGAGUUUGGACCGGCUGGUUACUGAUGUGAAAGAGAAGCUGAAGCAAGCCAAAAAAUUUUGGUCAUCUCUCCCUGGCAACAUUUGCAAUGAUGAAAAGAUGUCUGUAGGCACUGUCAAUGAGAAUGAGUGCUGGAACGGGAGCGCCAAGAGCAGGUACGACUUUGCAGUGACUGGGAACGGCCUAGCAAGUCAAGUGAAUAACCCAGAGGUAGAAGUUGAUAUUACCAAGCCAGACAUGGUGAUUCGCCGGCAAAUCAUGGCUCUGCGCGUGAUGACCAACAAGCUGAAGAAUGCGUACAGUGGGAACGAUGUCGACUUCAUUGACAUAAGUGAGGAGAGCAGCGGUGAGGAGAGCGGCAGCGGCUGCGAGCUCCAGCAGUGCUCCCCGGAGUUCGAGUUCAAUGCCACCGAAGUCACUGGGAACUCCAACAAGAGCGAUAAGAACGUGAACACUUCCGCUGCUACUAGGAGCGUUUUAUCACAAGCAGCCUUGCUCCUUAGCAUUUUGUUCUUGGCCAUGCAAAGACAAUGGAGAUAAUCGUGCAGCGUGGGGGGGUGGGGGGGGGAAAGACUUUUAUUAUCAAAGUUAGAAGGCACCUGCUUUCACUUUUAUACCAUCUAGGGACUUUGCUUUUUAAGUUAAUGGACAACAGUGUACAGUUUUUACUAUGUUGCCAUUGGUUUUAAGAUACAGAUUAUUUUUUUUCCCCUUGCUAUUCUGGGAAUAACAGGAACGGGGGCUACCAGUCUGUCUCGUUCACCAAGAGUCCAUGUUAGUGGUGGAUAACAAAAAUGUAUAUACAAGCCUGUAGUUAGUUCUGCAUUUGUGUCUUUAUCACUUUCUCUUUUUUUUUUUUCUUUUACCAUAUUUCUUAUGAAAACAAAAAAAAACCAACAGGGUCUUCUCUUGGCCUGUAGCAAGUAUGUGUUUCUCAAAUGAGAAAUAUCUGUACAGAAGCAGGCUUUAUUUAUCGUGUUAACUUACGGAGAAAAAAAUAAUUGCCCAACAAGCAGUUCCGUGUAAUUAACUUCCCAUUUAUCCGCAUUACGUUAGUUGCCUUAUCUGGAAAGAAGUGGAAGUAAUUUGUCUUUAUUAUGCGGUAAAACAGAAGGUGAAGGC
Leptosomus discolor (cuckoo roller) is the source of this 2097-nucleotide messenger RNA. The record is from RefSeq and is a predicted model, not a curated record. NCBI's taxonomy places the organism in Eukaryota, Metazoa, Chordata, Aves, Leptosomiformes, Leptosomidae.